Plasmodium relictum is the source of this 1335-nucleotide messenger RNA. Its product is annotated as conserved Plasmodium protein, unknown function. The transcript has a single exon. Bases 1 to 1335 code for a protein of 444 amino acids. The record is from RefSeq and is a predicted model, not a curated record. Lineage: Eukaryota; Apicomplexa; Aconoidasida; Haemosporida; Plasmodiidae.
AUGACAGAAGAUAAGAAUGGCAAAAUGACUGAUUUAGAAACGUGUUUUAGUGAUUAUAGUUGUGAUUUCGGUACAACUGCGAGUGCUAAUACUAGUGAUAAUGAAGAAUCUGAUAGAGAUAUUCAAAUAAAAAUAAAAAGGGCUAUUGAAAAUAGAAUAUUAGAUGAAACUAAAAAAAAAAGAAAAAUACUUAAUUUUGAAAAAAAUACAAACAAAGAAAAUAAUGAAGAUAAGAAAAAAGGUUACAAAUUAAAAAUUAGAAAAUUAAAAAUUUUUAAAAAUGUAAAUACAAAAAGUUUCAAUAAUAGUUCCACAAAAUGCCUCUGUAUAAAUAAUAUUUACGUUAAAAAAGAAGGUCGUGAAAAUGUAUGUCUAAAAAAAAAAAAAAAAAAAAGAAUUUUUUUAAAAGAUGAAAAUAUAGAAAUUUAUGAAAUUGAAUCGUUUUCUGAAUAUGAUAUUUUAGAUAAGAAAUCAAGAUCAUCUUUAAGUAAUAUAAAACCAGUUAACAAGAGUAAAAAAUUAAAUAAAAAUUAUUUUAAUUUUUUAAUGUGUAAUUCACAUUAUGUACCUGAUAUAUCAUUUAUUAGUAAAACACUAAAAACUAUAGAGAUAAUAAAAAAAAGAAAAGCCCCUGUAAUAUUUUUUCAAGAAGUUAUGCAUGAAUCGGUUGAUUUAAUAAAAAAAAAAUUAUCUGACAUUUAUGAAAUAAUUAAAGUAGAUGAUAUAUGUGGAGAAAAGUUAAAUUAUUUUUUUUUGAUAUUAGUAUUAAAAAAAAAUUUCAAAUUAAAUGAACAAGAAACAUUUACAUUUUUUGAUUCUGUGAUGGAUAAAUAUGUAAUAAAAAUUUUAAUUAAUCCUGUAAAUGAUCCAGAUCAAACUAUUUUGUUAAUUAAUACUACUAAUUUAGAUUACAAUAUUUCACUUAAUAAAGAAGAAAUACUUCAAAUGAAACACUAUUAUAUUGAUAUAUUACAAGAUAAAAAAUACAAGAAGAAAAAAAAAAAUAGUACUAUAAUAUUGUGCGAUAACUUUGAUUAUUCAAAUGAUAAAAUUAAAAAUAACGACUUUCUUUUUAAUAUUUUAGAUAAAUGGGAUUCUUUAAAUUUUCCUAAGAAUGCUCAAAAUACACGAAAUUGUUUAUUAAAUCAAAAUUUAUGUAAAAGGUUUUUUUUUUUCAAAUCUAAAAAAAAAUUUCAUAGAAUUUAUUGUAUUAAAAAUAACUCAAAUAAUUGUACUAACCAUAUUUAUUUUAAAAAAAUUGAUAGUAGAAUAUUAUCAAGAUAUUAUAGACAAAAAAAAAUAUCUACUGGAUUUAUCAAAUUCUCCAAUAUAUGA